AUGGAUAUAAAGAAGGAAAUGGAUGUCAAGCCUAAUAUGAAACGGGAAAGGGUUGUGAAGCCGUAUACGAGAGAUGCGGCCACCGAUGCGAUGAUAUUAGUGUCCGUCCAGUGGUUAUACCCAGAAGUGGAUAAGUUUUGGCAACCGGUGGCCACUUAUCAGACAGUGGUUGACCUCAAGCGACACAUCCGCGCAUCCCUAGUGGACAGGGAUGUGGUGAUGGACGAGACCAAAGUGGACGUGUAUUGGAGGGGCGGCCGACUCCUGGACACCAUAAAAAUCAGUCAAAUACUGGUUGACGGCGAGUAUGAGGUGGAGUUGAGACCACGAAAGGUCAUCACCAAUGGGACCAACUCUGGGGCCAACACUUCCACCACCAAUGCUGAUAACCACACAUAUAGUGCUUCCAAUGAUAGCCGCCAAUCGAUGUCCACAACCAAUGAUAGGGCGAGUGGACAGCCAUUGAUGAGUAGCACCGGACAGACAUCUAGUGCUUCGAAGUCAAAGUCGGAACCAAUGGAAGUGAUAACCAUUGAUGACGACGAAGACAGUGAAUCCGAUGCUAGACCUAUCCAUUUGUCUACAAUCACUUCAUCGGUGGUCACCAAUGGUUCGGGCACCGGUAGGUCCACCCCUGCACCACCACCAACACCGGUAGCAUUGGCUCCAGUGUCGACCAAUAAUCAAACGAGUAAUGACCGCACGCACAGCGCUUCCAAUGAUAGUUUGAGCGCCAGUACGUCAACCCCAUCGACGCCAUCAUCAGCACCGAUAGCUACUAAUGGUAGCCAAACUGAUAGUGAUAUCGCCAGCACCAUUAGCUUAAGACCUGUGCCCACUGCUCAACACCUGUUCCCGUGUCCUAUGAAAGGAUGCGUUUAUAAGUGUAGCCUCAAGAGUGUACUGACAUGUCAUCAGCGGUACUGUCGGCCUAAGACUGGUGACCAACUCAAGCUCCUGAAGUCCUAUCCCUGCGAACAGGUGUCCGCCAAUAGCCCACAAUUGGUGCGCCAACUCUAUCAUAGAUAUCCCGUUCCUGUUCCCCGACAUAACUUUUCCAAUGAGUCCGACCAGUACUCCGCAGAUGUCUGA
Molecule: messenger RNA, 1092 nt
Organism: Oppiella nova
Lineage: Eukaryota; Metazoa; Arthropoda; Arachnida; Sarcoptiformes; Oppiidae
Source: the annotation of a GenBank genome assembly